AUGCGGCUGUGUGAGCGAAGUCUCCCGCUGGUGUGGGUGCGCGCCGCCCUGCUGCUGGGUGCCCUGCUGCUGAUGGCAGCCCUGAGCUUCCCCAGCACCUGGCGGACCUGCCCUGACGGCCAUCACGCCACUGCUCCAGAUGAUCCUCACUGCCGCCGGCGUCUCUUCCGGGUGCUGGAGCUCUCCCCCAGACAGAGGAUCAACUGCCCACAGAUUAUCCAUGAUCCUCACUGCCGCCGGCGUCUCUUCCGGGUGCUGGAGCUCUCCCCCAGACAGAGGAUCAACUGCCCACAGAUUAUCCGUGGGGAUAAGACAGCCCUCCAGGAGGCCCAGCUGAGCAGCCUGGAAGUGGUGAACCGAAGGGUUCCUCUGACACCAAGUGACUACCUGAACAUGACAAAGGACUGCGGCAAGUUCAAGGCGACCCAGCGGUUCAUCGAGUUCCCACUGAGCCAGGAAGAGGCAGAGUUCCCCAUUGCCUACUCCAUGGUCAUCCACGACAAAAUUGAGAUGUUUGAGCGGCUCCUGCGAUCCAUCUAUGCCCCUCAGAACAUCUACUGUGUCCACGUUGACAGCAAGUCUCCAGCUGACUUCCAGGAGGCCGUGCGGGCCAUCGUAGCCUGCUUCCCCAACGUCUUUGUGGCCAGCCGCCUGGAAAGUGUGGUCUAUGCCUCCUGGUCCCGGGUGCAGGCUGACCUCAACUGCAUGCAGGACCUCUUGCAGAGGCCUGUGCAAUGGCGCUACAUCCUCAACACCUGUGGCACUGAUUUCCCCAUCAAGACCAAUGCUGAGAUUGUCCAUGCCCUGAAGAUGCUAAAGGGGCAGAACAGCAUGGAGUCAGAGAAGCCCUCGGCCUUCAAACAGGAGCGCUGGAAGUACCAUUAUAAAGUGGAGAAGGUCAUCUCCCGGACAGCCACGCAGAAAGCGCCACCACCCCACAGCUUUCCCAUGUUCACAGGCAAUGCGUACAUUGUGGUCACGCGGGAUUUUGUGCAGCACAUCUUCGAGAACCCCACAGCACAGAGGUUCCUUGAGUGGGCCAAGGACACCUACAGCCCCGACGAGCACAUCUGGGCCACCCUCAACCGCAUGCCCGGCGUGCCGGGUGCCAGGCCUCAGAAUGACAAGUUCCACCUCUCAGACAUGAACGCCCUGGCCCGCCUGGUCAAGUGGGAGUACCUGGAGGGUGACACCAGCAAAGGCGCGCCUUACCAGCCCUGCACCGGCAAGCACCAGCGCUCCGUCUGCAUUUACGGGGCGGGCGACCUGGCCUGGAUGCUCCAGCAGCACCACCUCUUGGCCAACAAGUUCGAUCCUACGGUGGACGAUGUCGCCAUCCAGUGCCUCGAGGAGCACCUGCGGCACAGUGCGCUCUACGGCCGGGGGCUCUGAGGGGAGGCCGCGGAGAGCCCGGGCAGCACCCGCCGCCGUCCCUGGCCGAGGCUGCCCGGCGGCGCGUCAGAGGCGGCAGGAGGGGCCGCAGAACCGCUUCCUGAGGCGGCGCGUGACCCGCUCUGGCGGGGGGAUCCCUCCGCGGGACGGGCGGGAAAGGCCCCCUGAGGAGGAGUGGCGGCCGCGCGCGCGUGAGGGGAGUAACGGUGCCUGCGGGCGCCGCGGCGGGACUCGUCUCAGGAAAUGCCCGGUGCCCAGCGCCCUGCUCCUCCCCCGGGCCGCCGGCGGCUCCUCAGAGACGGCUUCCGCACGGACCCUCUCCACGAGACGGGGGUAGGGUGUUUUUCCAUUCUCCUUUGACAGCGAGCACAGGGCUUCUUGUUGUGGAGGGGCAGGGCCGGGUCACGGGCCACCUUCAAGCCGAGCAGAAACUGGAAUGAAUUUGCCUUUCUACGAAGCGCCUGGCAGGCCACCCGCUCCUGCCACCUGCUGCCCUGCUCAGCUUAACACCUGGCCUUUGCACCCCUCUAAAGUUUGAUUUCUGACACUAGCCAUUAAAAAAGAAAAUCCUCCAAUAAAAUCCAAUAGGCUAAAA
This is a messenger RNA of Calidris pugnax (ruff), 1987 nucleotides long. Its product is annotated as beta-1,3-galactosyl-O-glycosyl-glycoprotein beta-1,6-N-acetylglucosaminyltransferase 3-like. The transcript is spliced from 2 exons. NCBI's taxonomy places the organism in Eukaryota, Metazoa, Chordata, Aves, Charadriiformes, Scolopacidae. Gene Ontology annotation, molecular function: acetylglucosaminyltransferase activity. Bases 1 to 1392 code for a protein of 463 amino acids. Gene Ontology annotation, cellular component: membrane. The record is from RefSeq and is a predicted model, not a curated record.